This is a messenger RNA of Hyla sarda, 783 nucleotides long. RefSeq names its product indolethylamine N-methyltransferase-like. The transcript has 3 exons. Gene Ontology annotation, cellular component: cytosol. Lineage: Eukaryota; Metazoa; Chordata; Amphibia; Anura; Hylidae. Bases 1 to 783 code for a protein of 260 amino acids. The record is from RefSeq and is a predicted model, not a curated record. Gene Ontology annotation, molecular function: N-methyltransferase activity.
AUGGAUUCCAGCUCCUAUAAGCGCUAUAAUGUACAUGGCUAUGAUUCAAGACAACAUCUGGAGCACUACUUUUCAGAUAAAAAAGAAAUGGUCUUUGCAGAAGAUACCUUAAAAUUUCCUAUUGAAAAUCUCAAGAGAACCUUUGAAACGGGUCAUAUAAAAGGAGAUGUCCUUAUUGACCUAAGCACUGGCUCCUGUGUUCACCAACUCUAUGCCGCCUGUGAGUUUUUCAGAGACAUCAUAGUCCUGAAGGUCAGUGACAGAUGCAUCCUGGAGCUGAAGAGAUAUCUGGACUCACGUACAGGAGCAUUUGACUGGGGACAUGCCAUAAAACUUCAUGGAGAGAUACAAGGAAACAGUGACCAGUUACAGGACAAAGAAGGAAAAUUGAGAUCAGUGAUUCCACAUGUUGUGAAAUAUGACUUUGAAAAAAAAAAUAUUACAGAUCCGAUAGUCUUACCAUUAGCCGAUUGUAUCAUCAGCGCUUGGCUCCUCGAUACUGUUUGCAAAGACCAAGAUGAUUACAUCAGAUAUCUCAGAAAGUUCUCAGGGAUGCUGAAACCUGGAGGACACCUCAUAUUAAUUGGGGCUCUUGGCACAACAUAUUUAACAGUCGGGAAAGAAAGGUUCCAUGCUUUCACAUAUGAUGAGGAUUUUGUCAGGAAGACUCUAGCUGCGGAAGGUUUUGUUAUAGAUAACUUUAAGGCUAGGAAAACUACAGCUAUGAGUGACCUUAUUGACUAUAAGUUCACCAUAUUCAUUGUAGCUCACAAGGAGAAGUAA